Rotaria sp. Silwood1 is the source of this 441-nucleotide messenger RNA. Lineage: Eukaryota; Metazoa; Rotifera; Eurotatoria; Philodinida; Philodinidae. The record is from the annotation of a GenBank genome assembly.
AUGUCUGGUGCUAUUGAAGUAGCUGCUAGUCUCCUCGAGAAAUAUGUUUAUAAUGGAUAUUCACGUUGUAUGUUUCUCUUUUCUGAUGGACAAGCUAAUAUUGGAAUGAAAACACGAGCUGAAUUAACAAAUCUUGUCGCUGGAUAUAAUAAUGAAGGCAUUAUAACUGAUUCAUUCGGUAUUGGUGCUGAUUUUGAUACUGAAAUUAUGAAAGUUCUUGUAAAUGUCUUUGGUAUAUGUGGAUCAGCAGCUCGUCUUAUUGUACGUGGUAAAAAUGGAGCUGUUGUUACAAAGAUAUGGGGUGAUAAAAAUAUUGUUGCUGGUGCAAGUCUUGGUGAACUUUAUUUCGAUAAUCGACGAUCAGUUCUUUGUGAAUUCACAACUUCUGGUACAGCAGUUGCUGGUGAAAAUGAAAUCGAAACACUUACAUAUGAAUUAUGA